AUGCAAUACCACCAGCCGUCGGGCUCGGGCUCUCUGCCCCCUCUCUACGCGCCCACCCCGCUGCUGCAGCCCGUGCACCCCACGCCCUUCUACAUCGAGGACAUCCUGGGCAGGGGUCCUCCGGGGCCGCCCCCGCCGCCCACUCUGCCCUCGCCCAACUCCUCCUUCACCAGCCUGGUGGCUUCCUACCGGACGCCCAUCUACGAGCCCACGCCGAUCCACCCGGCCUUCUCGCACCCGCUGGCCGCCGCCGCUGCCGCUGCAGCCACCUACGGGAGCGGGCCCUACGGCCCGGCCGCCGGGACGCCCCUCUACCCGUUUCCCCGGGCCGUCGGCGAUUACUCCCACGCGCUCCUCCGGCACGACCCGCUGG
This is a messenger RNA of Thamnophis sirtalis, 373 nucleotides long. Lineage: Eukaryota; Metazoa; Chordata; Lepidosauria; Squamata; Natricidae. The record is from RefSeq and is a predicted model, not a curated record.